AUGCCCGCUGUCAAGCGUAACUCCGACGCUAUGGACGUCACGCCUACGGGCAGUCCUACCAAAAGGAUGCGUCUCACUCAACAUCAAAAGCAGGCACUGAUGGACAAUCUACAACUUGAAAUUACGGAGCGGGCGCGUAAGCUUCGUGCUCAAUAUGCACUUCAAGCCAACGACCUCCGAGCGCGUAUUGAACGACGCGUCAACCGAAUCCCACUCUCGCUGCGCAAGGCCAACAUGGGCGAGCUACUUGAGAAGCACAAUGCCACGACAAACAAACAACAGAAUCUGUCGCCUUCUCGAAAGUACUCCCCUGCGAAGGUUUCGCGUAACAUUGCCAGCAUUUCUAUCGAUCCAGAAACCUCUGCUGCACGCGACGGUCGAACUAGAAGGGCAAGCCCUGAUGGCCACUUCUCUGACAAGGAGAAUGCUCCUGCCAGUGAAGGAUUGAACAACCCUAAGCGCCGCGUGAAGGCAGGACCCGCCGGCGGGGCUUCGCGCGUGGCGUCUCAAGAAGUGCGAGGCAACGAGAACCGAAUCUUGUCUCCCAAGUCAAUCAACUCACGAACAUACCCCCACUCGCCCUUCCGUGCCUCGCCUGAAAAGGGUCAAUCAUCUUACCUAUCCCGCCCCACAUCUCCACUGAAGCCUUCUAGUCCACUGCGAUCACGCGGUGCCACUGUAUCCGCCGUGAAGGACCAGCGUCCUCCAUCCCGGGCUCAGAAGACGACCAAUCGUGCUGCGACAGGACCAAAAACUACUACUCGUUCACCUUUGCCGCGCCCGGCUACCCGACAGGCGGAGCGCAGGAAUAGUGCCUCGUCCAACGCAUCCUCGGGUACAACAGUUAUGAAACCAACUCGAACUGGAACUGGUGCUAGAAAGGCCACAGCGGCUUCUAGCGCUGCUGCAAAGAAGCCGGCUGCUCCUCGCAUGCAGGCUGCAUCAAUGGCUGUCAAGAAACCUGCUAAUACCGCGUCGAUGCGGAAGACCACUGCUCCAGCUGCCACUGAAAGUGCAACUCGGACCCGAGCGUUGCGCAAGCGGAUCUAG
Molecule: messenger RNA, 1050 nt
Organism: Penicillium arizonense
Lineage: Eukaryota; Fungi; Ascomycota; Eurotiomycetes; Eurotiales; Aspergillaceae
Exons: 3
Coding region: 1-1050 (349 amino acids)
Biological process (GO): mitotic sister chromatid segregation
Cellular component (GO): spindle midzone; chromosome, centromeric region; chromosome passenger complex
Source: RefSeq, a predicted model, not a curated record